Oncorhynchus masou masou (cherry salmon) is the source of this 3511-nucleotide messenger RNA. RefSeq names its product coiled-coil domain containing 191 (gene ccdc191). The record is from RefSeq and is a predicted model, not a curated record. Lineage: Eukaryota; Metazoa; Chordata; Actinopteri; Salmoniformes; Salmonidae.
AUGGCAUACUCGCAUAAUCCUGAUAUGUUUCGCUGGAAAAGAUUCACGGAGACUAAAACCCCCACUGCAAAUAAGGUAAGGCACAGUAAUGGGGAUAUUGACCAAUGGCUGAAGACAAUGGAAAUGGCCUCAGACUUUGCAUUGACUGAGGUGUUUUCCCUGAAGAAGGCCCAUUCUGGGAUAAGCAGCCAGACAAUGGCACUAAAAAAUACAGAGCAGCUGCUGGAUCAUGACAAAGCAUACGGGGAAGCUCAGGCUCUUCUUAGUGAUUGGAUGAACAGCAAGUUGCGUCUGGAACUGGAGAUAGAGGAGGAUGUGAUUGUCUCCCCUGAGAAGAACAGUCCAGCAGCCAUGGCACCUGCCCAGCCUGUCUCCCUGGACUACAGUAACUUUGAUGACCUGUAUUCCCACCUGGCUGAGGAGGAGGAGAGCUCAAUGGUCAAGAACUUCCUUCAAGACCUCAUGGAGUGGGAAGUGGUGGAUUCUGGGAUAGUGCAGGAUCUGGCACUAGACUCAGAAGAGCGAGACAGGAGGAAGAGAAGGGGGAUGGGCCUCACCUUGGAGGCUCGUCAAUGACAGGUAUGUGAGAACCGUGCAAUGCGGGAUGCGGAGUGGGAGAGGCUGCACAGGGAAAGGGAGGUGCGGAGGCAGGCCAGGGAGGAGGCGCAGAGGAGGGAGCAGGAGGGGGAGAGGCGGAGGAGGAGGGAGGUGCGCAGACAGGAGGAAAUGGUGCAGCAGGAGAUGGUGCGACUGCGCCGUGAGAUGGAGGAGAGGAGGAACCUGGAGCAGCUAACCAGGUUCGCUAAACAACAGGACAGAGAGAGACCAGAGUCACACAGACUACAGACUCCGAUGCUCAACCUGCAGUGUCUACAGAGGCACUUCUCUGGCUGGUACUGUGUGCUGUUGGAGAGGAGGGUGCGGAUGGGCAAGGCGGCGGCGCUCUGUGAUUGGAAGAGGGAGCUGAUGGCAUGGCGGGCGCUGGUAUGGGCAGGGAGAGAGCAGAGGGAGGUGGAGAGAACAGAGGAGGAGCUACAAAUCCAGAACAGACGCUGCCAGGUGGCGAUGGAGAGUGACCGGAGGCGUAUGCUAAGGCGAUGCCUGAGUGAUUGGCGGUUGUGGUGUCGGGCGGAGAGAGGACACCGGGAGCUGUUUGCACAGCAGGAAGAAACACGGUACAAGAUUGCCUCACUGAUCAAUGCUGUGGCAACUGGGAAACUUAAGGCUCCUGAGACACCUGCUCCUGAGCAAAUUACAGCCCUUCCUGAGACUUUUGACCAAUCACAGACCACAGAACUGAAAGGUCAGGUGGGGUCACGACCUGCUGGCCGCCCCUCUCCUUCCUGUCAAGGUAACGGACAGCUGGGGGCUGUGGUCCAGCCCACCCUUCCAUGGCAGGUGACACGGCGUCAUGCGGCUCUGAGUGGAGGUGAGCGAUCAAAGGAAAAGCGAGCACGGCAGAGGGGUGAGGUGGGUGAGGAAGGUGGGGAUGGCGGUGUAGGUGCUGUCCCCCGUUCUCGUAGUGCAGAGUUGCGUUUUGAGCGUCGCCACUCCAGCCAGCAAUAGACCAUCACAGUGCAGAGGAGGCUCCUCCGGGAACAGCAGGAGCAGAUCGCACGCCUGCAGGAGAUGGGAUUGAAGCAGGAGGCACAGAUUGCUCAGUUUUCUGUCCCAUCAGCCCAAGGGCCCAGAGGGAUGACCUCUGACCACAAAGAACCCAGAACAACACCAAAAUGUAAGUACCUAGCCUUUACCCCUGUUUUUUUCUAUUAUCUCCCUUCCUUGUUCUCUCUCCCCCUCUCUCCCCCUUCAACAGCCAUGGAGGAACAUGCUCGUCAGCGAGCGGAGCGCAGGAGGGAGGUGGAGGAGCUGAAGACAAAGAAGGAAGAGGAGAGAAUAGCCCAGCUGAAAGCAGCAGAGGAGGAGAGGCAGAAGGAGGAGGAGGAACAGAAAGGUAGAGCAGCUGAAAGGAGAAGGGAGGAGAAGAGACAAGAGAGAGAGAGGGAGCAGGAGAACCAGAGGAGGUUUGAGCGAGAGCAGCAGCUCCAGACCCAGGCCCAGCAACACUACCAUAGAACUCUGUUACUACGGCGAGGCCUGGCCCCAUGAAAGCGCAGAGUCGCCAUGAGCCAAGCCAAUACUCAGCUGGCCAGGGCUCAUCACAGGCAGUCUCUCCUGAAACGGUGCAUCCUGUCCUGGCAGCAAGUAACAGGCGAGUCCCUGGCUCAUAAAUGGGCCUCUGCCAAACGACUGCAUCAACAUAUCCUGCUACGGAGGAGCCUGGGCAACUGGAAAAGGCUGAAGGACCACCGCAUGGUUGUAGAGGGGCGGACCGACCGGUUCUGGCGCAUGCACACUCUGAGGAGGGCUCUGAUCGAGUUACUAGAUCACGUGACCCAGGAGAGGAUGGUAGAGUGGGACAGGGAGCAGCAGGCUCAGGGACACAGUGAUAGGCGGGCGGUGCGGAGUUGUUUCCAGGCCUGGAGACGGUAUCCAGAGUGGCUGCGUGAGGAGAGAGAAACCAGGAGGGAGAAGCUGAGACGCAGAGUGGCAGAGGUCCUACCUGACUUUCGCUCCUCUCCUCUGAACUGUCAAUGGGGACAAGCUCUGCUGUGACUCACACAGGCAGACAGACGGAAUACUUCAAUACACGAUAAUCCAGCAGAUGGGAGCCAAUAAAUGUGUCUUGUUGCUGGUGUAACAAGCGCACACACACAGGCUGUUUGUCAUCCUUAAUGACCAGAGAAAGCUGGAUAUAACUUUAAUGAAGACCGUUUGGAAAACUUUUGUAACACCAAUGGCUCGUUUAAAACUGAAGCGUAUGUUCAGGUUGUUGAAUUUGUUUUAUUUUGGGUAUCAUUGAAGUCACAUUUUGAUGUAAUUUGACAGAAGCUUGAAGGCAUCAAUAAGGAUUUUUUUUAAGUAUAUCACCAUAAGCCAGUUGCACUGUGGUUUGUGUGUCGGUUGUUUUUGUUGCUUUAUUCAGUUAAUGCAACAACACUAAUGAUCCUGAUCCUGACCAGCCUCAGGCUACAGAGAUGUAUCAACAUGAUGCUGUUUAAUAAAAACCCAUGGCCUAUUUCUCAAGCACACAGGAACAGGUACACACAAGAACAUCUAUUGGCAACAGCUGUUCCUUUCUACAGGAGUGUUAAUCAGUGUUGAAAGGAACAUCAUGGCCAGGGCCUAGGUUUUUUGGGGUCAAGUGUUUUGUUUGCGUUCACUCUCCCAGCAAAGAAAGGCACUUACAACCAGGGUAGCACAACUAAAUUUAGGAGCACCAGAAAAGCAGAUGCUUUAAUGGAUUGAGAUAAAGCCUCUGAAUUCUAGCCAGUUUUGAAGCACAAUGCUGUGCCCUAGAAACUAAUAACCCUUUAAAGACAUUAUUAUAAAAAGCAAAAAUGUUGAUACAUUACCUGUCAUUUGUGGAAUAUUAUGUGUUUACAUUGGGCACUAUUGAAAAAUCUGUGUUGUUUAUGAAUUUGAAGGACCAAUAAAAAGGCUAAACUUC